This is a messenger RNA of Gossypium arboreum, 2227 nucleotides long. RefSeq names its product B-box zinc finger protein 22. Gene Ontology annotation, cellular component: nucleus. NCBI's taxonomy places the organism in Eukaryota, Viridiplantae, Streptophyta, Magnoliopsida, Malvales, Malvaceae. Bases 308 to 1198 code for a protein of 296 amino acids. The transcript is spliced from 3 exons. The record is from RefSeq and is a predicted model, not a curated record. Gene Ontology annotation, biological process: regulation of DNA-templated transcription; photomorphogenesis. Gene Ontology annotation, molecular function: zinc ion binding.
AGAAAAGAGGCUUGGUCUCUCAAGUCAAAGACACACCCAAAUAUGGCCACGUCUAUCUUUCUUAAAUCACAGCCUCAAAAAAUAUCCUCCUCACUCCCCUUAUAAAAUCCUACCAUUUCCAAUGCCCCCAAAAUUUAUUUUUUCUUUUCAAUAAUAUAAAUAAUAGUCGUAAAGUAAAAAGGGAAUCAGUUCGUUUGGCUUCGCCUUCUUUUACCCCUCCUGCCUUAAACCAUACAUAAACCCCUUUCUAUUUCUUCAAAGAGAAAUUUUGAAUUUUCUUUUUCUUUUAGAGGUAGAGAAAAGAGAGAUGAGGAUUCAGUGCAACGUAUGCGAGGCGGCGGAGGCCAAGGUGCUGUGCUGCGCGGAUGAGGCGGCGCUGUGUUGGGCGUGCGACGAGAAAAUCCAUGCUGCCAAUAAGUUGGCUAGCAAGCACCAGCGUGUCCCGCUCUCUUCGUCUUCUUCACAGAUGCCUAAAUGUGACAUUUGUCAGGAAGCAUCUGGGUUUUUCUUUUGUUUGCAAGAUCGAGCUUUACUCUGUCGAAAGUGCGAUGUUGCUAUACAUACAGCAAAUCCUUACGUGUCUAGUCAUCAGAGAUUUCUUCUUACUGGAGUAAAAGUUGGUCUUGAAACAACUGACCCUGGUGCAUCUUCUUCCAAUGUCAAAUCUCCUUCUAGUGAAAAGACUUCAGAAACUAAAACUAAUUCUACAUCUAGAAGGGCGGCUCCUAUGGCAUUCACUGGUGGAUACAAUGAGGUUCUACCAUCAAAUCUUGGAGAUGUGAACAAUGAGCUGAUGAAAGUAACAUACGCUGGAGGUUCUACAGCUGGAAGCAUUCAGUCAUGGCAAAUGGAUGAUAUAUUUGGGUUAACUGACUUUAAUCAAAGCUAUGGUUACAUGGAUGAUGGGUCAUCUAAGGCUGAUAGUGGCAAGCGUGGAGAUUCUGACAGCUCAUCAAUCUUGAGAUCUGCUGAUGACGAGGUAGAUGAUGAUGAGCGCUUGGGUCAGGUGCCAGACUCCUCAUGGGCUGUACCACAAGUGCCUUCACCUCCAACAGCCUCAGGGCUGUAUUGGCCAAAAGAUUCUCGCGAUCAAUGUGAUAGCGUGGUUUUUGUUCCCGACAUAUCCUGCUCAGUUAUGAAAAACCCCUUCAAUUCACGGCGUAUUGGCUCCGACCGAAAACGCCGGCGACACAUUUAGAAUCAUCCGCUGAAGUUUAAAAUGCACAAGUUAGCCUUCGCACGGUUUCGGAUCCACCUUCUCAGGAGUGCUUUUAGCCUAUUAUAUUAAGUAGGUCAUCAUCUUUCCAAGUACUGGCUUGAGCUACUUGCUUCCAGUUUAGGCUAAGCCACUUUUCCUCUUAUGUACAAUCAUUUUCAUUCUGCAGUUGAUAUUUUGGUUGAUAACGUAAAAACCAGAAUAAAAAGGGUCACCAGAUGAAAAAAGCUUGUUUAUGAAAGGAGUUAGUGUCGUUUCUAUUAACAGCUUGUAUUUCUUCAUGAUUCACAGUAUACCCUGAUCAACAUAUUUCUAAUCUGUCUUCCAGACUUCGAAACAGCUAGUGGUUUGAUUUUCCAUUAUUUUCAGUGAUCUUGGCCAGUCAGUUCAUAUUUGUAUCAAUGUGAUGUUUUCAAGGGAAAAAUGUAUGCUAUUGAAGAAGCUUCCAUUUCUGCAAACCUUAUGCCAAGAUCUGUAUGAUGUGGAUUUGAAAGAUGAAGCCAAUUUAGCUUACAACAGGAUUAGAGGACAAGUAGUAUCUUGGCAGCUGAUCGGACCAAAGCAGAGUCAGACGUCAGAAGAGUCAGGAGGCUUUAAACUUGGUUUCUUAGAAAGUUUUUUUUUUUAAAGAAAAGAACUGCUUCAGCUCAGGUUGCAUGUGAACUCUAUUGCUUUCGUUUCUACCCUUUAAAACUCUACUGAAAACAUCUAUUCAAAAUUAAUGAUCCGAAGCUACUUCAUGCGCAAGAUAAGAGAAGGGAUUGUAGAUGUUUAAGAUUCAAUUUCAGAUUUUAUGGAUGCCACUUAAAAUUUAUAGCAUAAGAUUUUACUCAAAAUAUUAGUUGCAGCUGGCAACAGGUGGGGGGAAAUAGUCCCUUGUAUUUUGUAGUAUACAAGAAACCAAGGAUUGUUGUGAUUGUGAUUCGUGACUGAGAAUGUAAUGAUUGAGAAAUUGAUUGAGACUACUAUAGCUGGCAAUAGAAUAAAAAUUUGAUACUCUUAUUACAGGAA